GUGUCAGAAGCGUCAGUGAAGCGAGUUCGACUUCAAAUUAGGUGGAAACAGAUGUUCGUCAAUUAACUUUUCCUUAGUAAUAUUGUAGCACUAGCCAUGCCAAUGGUUCUGCACACUAAGAAUCAAAGGUUGUGAAGUCUGUUGAAACAGAAGGUCACAGUAGGAAUGUAAUACCAAGACUUUACUUUGCUUUGCCCUUUAAGUGAUCUAUCUUUUACCAGAACCAUAUAAAAAAACAAACCUAUUACGUGUUAAUAGUUUACUGCACUGAAAACCAUGUAUAAAACAACAUUGUUGAUCACACUGAUUCUUGCAACAAGAGUUAUGAAGAGCAGCUCAGAAAUGUCCACCAAGCAGGAUUGGCGUCCGAAGGUCCUAGUGACCAACAAGGAAACUCCGGCGAAAGGUGUCAACCUACUGAAGGAAAAGUGUGACGUCAUAUUUCCGGAAAAUGUGCCGGCUACAAGGGAAGAGAUCCUGAAGCUCAUUCCGGGAGUAGACGGAAUCAUGUGGGUAGGUCACCAUGCUCUCAACGGUGAGGUCCUGGACAUCGGCGCUCCAAAGUUGCGAGCCAUUUCAACCAUGUCGGCCGGAAUGGAUUACGUGGAUCUCGAGGAGUUCAAGCGACGCGACUUUCCACUCGGUUAUACACCCAGUGUCCUAAGCGAUGCCGUAGCCGAUGAAGCGAUCGGUUUGAUGAUUGCGGCUGGCAGACGAUUUCACGAGGGUAGAUUAAAAAUCGACAACUCCCAGUGGUAUAUUGGUCCGCAGUGGAUGCUGGGAAAAGACAUUAGGGCCAGCACGGUCGGUAUUAUUGGAUUGGGAGAAAUUGGACAGGCUAUUGCAAAACGGUUGAAAGGAUUCGAUGUGGGGCAGCUUCUAUAUAGCGGAAGAAAGCCUAAACCCGAAGGAAAUAAACUCGGAGCAAAAUUUGUAGCGCAAGAUGAACUUUUGAAAGAAAGUGACUAUGUGUUCCUGGCCGUUCCACUUAACAAUAGCACUCGGCAUUUAAUAAACGCAACCACUUUGAAACAGAUGAAACAAACUGCGGUUCUGAUCAAUAUUGCGCGUGGUGAAAUCGUGGAUCAAGAUGCGUUGGUUGAUGCAUUGAAAAAUGGAACUAUUUUUGCUGCCGGACUAGAUGUGAUGACUCCGGAACCAUUGCCCGCCGAUAGCGAACUUUUGAAGCUGCCAAAUGCUGUGAUUGUUCCACAUUUGGGAUCGGCCACUACGAGAACCCGUGAUGACAUGUCAGCACUUGCUGCCCACAAUAUACUGGCCGGCAUGGAAGGAUCUCCGAUGUUGUCGCCAUAUCCUUAUUAGCAGAGCUUUAGCAAAAAAUCAUCAUUUAUUCAGUAUGGCGUUAAUAUAUGCGCCAGACGUUCCAUCACACGAUAUUCCAAUUGAAAUACAGUCCACAGAAAACAAUAAAAAUGCAAUAUAACGUUUAAAA
Malaya genurostris is the source of this 1453-nucleotide messenger RNA. RefSeq names its product glyoxylate reductase/hydroxypyruvate reductase-like. Gene Ontology annotation, cellular component: cytosol. Bases 277 to 1323 code for a protein of 348 amino acids. The record is from RefSeq and is a predicted model, not a curated record. Gene Ontology annotation, molecular function: glyoxylate reductase (NADPH) activity; hydroxypyruvate reductase [NAD(P)H] activity; NAD binding. Lineage: Eukaryota; Metazoa; Arthropoda; Insecta; Diptera; Culicidae. The transcript is spliced from 4 exons.